GGUCCGAACGUCCCUGGACUCGGUUCUCGCGUUGACGUUAGGCUACCCAGGGGUUGUGGCUGGGAGGGUUUUGUGGGGAGCCCUCGGAGCAGCCGCGAUGGCCAGCACCAGGAGUAUUGAACUGGAGCACUUUGAGGAACGGGACAAAAGGCCGCGACCGGGGUCGCGGAGAGGGGCGCCCAGCUCCUCAGGAGGCAGCAGCAGUUCGGGCCCCAAGGGGAACGGGCUCAUCCCCAGCCCGGCGCACAGUGCCCACUGCAGCUUCUACCGCACGCGGACCCUGCAGGCUCUGAGCUCAGAGAAGAAGGCCAAGAAGGCGCGCUUCUACCGGAAUGGGGACCGCUACUUCAAGGGCCUGGUGUUUGCCAUCUCCAGCGACCGCUUCCGGUCCUUCGAUGCCCUGCUCAUCGAGCUCACCCGCUCCCUGUCGGACAACGUGAACCUGCCCCAGGGCGUCCGCACCAUCUACACCAUCGACGGCAGUCGGAAGGUCACCAGCCUGGACGAGCUGCUGGAAGGUGAGAGUUACGUGUGUGCAUCAAAUGAACCAUUUCGUAAAGUUGAUUACACCAAAAAUAUUAAUCCAAACUGGUCUGUGAACAUCAAGGGCGGGACAUCCCGAGCCCUGGCUGCUCCCUCCUCGGUGAAAAGUGAAGUGAAGGAGAGUAAAGAUUUCAUCAAACCGAAAUUGGUGACUGUGAUUCGAAGUGGAGUGAAGCCUAGAAAAGCCGUGAGGAUCCUUCUAAAUAAGAAGACUGCUCAUUCCUUUGAACAGGUCUUGACAGAUAUCACGGAAGCCAUUAAACUAGAUUCAGGAGUGGUCAAGAGGCUCUGCACACUGGACGGAAAGCAGGUUACUUGUCUGCAAGACUUUUUUGGUGAUGAUGAUGUUUUUAUUGCUUGUGGACCUGAAAAAUUCCGUUAUGCCCAAGAUGACUUUGUCCUGGAUCACAGUGAAUGCCGUGUCUUGAAGUCAUCUUAUUCUCGCUCCUCAGCCGUUAAGUAUUCUGGAUCUAAAAGCCCUGGGCCCUCCCGACGCAGCAAAUCACCAGCUUCAGUAAAGAGGGGUGGCCUUCACUCCAGUGCCUACUCUGCAGCCAGAUCCCCAGUUAAUGGAACUCCCAGCAGCCAACUGUCUACUCCUAAAUCAACGAAAUCCUCCAGCUCUUCCCCAACUAGCCCAGGAAGUUUCAGAGGACUGAAGCAGAUUUCUGCACAUGGCAGAUCUUCUUCCAAUGUAAAUGGUGGACCUGAGCUUGGUCGUUGCAUGAGUCCUGAAGGUGUGAAUGGAAACAGGUGCUCUGAAUCAUCUACUCUUCUUGAGAAAUACAAAAUUGGGAAGGUUAUUGGUGAUGGGAAUUUUGCAGUAGUCAAAGAGUGCAUGGACAGGUCCACUGGAAAGGAAUUUGCCCUGAAGAUUAUAGACAAAGCCAAGUGUUGUGGAAAGGAGCACCUGAUUGAGAAUGAAGUGUCAAUCCUGCGCAGGGUGAAGCAUCCAAAUAUCAUCAUGCUGGUCGAGGAAAUGGAAACAGCUACUGAGCUCUUCCUGGUGAUGGAAUUGGUCAAAGGUGGAGAUCUCUUUGAUGCAAUUACCUCGUCAACCAAGUACACUGAGAGAGAUGGUAGUGCGAUGGUGUACAACCUGGCCAACGCCCUCAGGUAUCUUCAUGGCCUCAGCAUUGUGCACAGAGACAUCAAGCCAGAGAACCUCUUGGUGUGUGAAUAUCCUGACGGCACCAAGUCCUUGAAGCUGGGAGACUUUGGUCUGGCCACUGUGGUGGAAGGCCCUUUGUACACAGUCUGUGGCACACCAACAUAUGUGGCUCCAGAAAUAAUUGCUGAAACUGGCUAUGGCCUGAAGGUGGACAUUUGGGCAGCAGGCGUGAUCACUUACAUACUUCUCUGUGGAUUCCCACCAUUCCGAAGUGAGAACAAUCUCCAGGAAGAUCUCUUUGACCAGAUCUUGGCUGGGAAGCUAGAGUUUCCAGCCCCCUACUGGGAUAACAUCACAGACUCAGCAAAGGAAUUAAUCAGUCAAAUGCUUCAGGUAAACGUUGAAGCUCGGUGUACCGCGGGAGAAAUCCUGAGCCACCCCUGGGUGUCAGAUGAUGCCUCCCAGGAGAAUAAUAUGCAAGCUGAAGUAACAGGUAAACUCAAACAGCACUUUAAUAAUGCGCUCCCCAAACAGAACAGCACCACCACCGGGGUCUCGGUUAUCAUGAACACGGCUCUAGAUAAGGAGGGACAGAUUUUCUGCAGCAAGCACUGUCAGGACAGCAGCCGACCCGGGAUGGAGCCGACCUCUCCAGUCCCUCCCUCAGCCGAGGAGCCCCCCGUGUCCGCACCGGCAGCCCUGGCCCCCGCCCCUCCAGAAUGUCCCUCACCCCCUUGUCCUCCUGCUGCCGAAAGCUGCGAGCGGGCAGGGACCUGGCGCCGCCACCGUGACUGAUCCCUGGGCGGACAGGCUGGAGCCCGCCACUGCUGGAAAGCCCCUCUUCUGUCGGGCUGUGCGGUCCUCUCACUGAAGAGCCUUUCUCUGCUGACUGCUGUUGGGAAGUUUGCUGGCACCUCCGAGGGCUGCCAGGAGCUCAGUGCCAGGGAUUUGCUUCUUUUCAUAAUCUGGGCUCUGCCCUCCAGUUCCUGGAGGUGUCCUAUGCAGUGUUAGCUGCAGUGACAGAUAAUCGGAGUGGCUCGUUUUAAAUUGUUUUCAGUUCAAUGGAUAUUUUGCAAUGUCACCAGGAGAAUGUGCAACUUUUGUCUGGGAUUUAACGCAUUUUUAUAGAAACACGUUGGAUGAAUGAAGCUCUCUCCCUAUUUAAGUAAACUCGGAGCGUUCCUUUUUUUUCUUACAAACAACUUAGAACUGCAUUUGUCCCUUUGUGGGUGUCCCAUGAGAGGUGCCAUAGCACCUUCCUCUGCUGAGGGGGUUUGGAGGACUGGCUUUCUGAUGGAGGAAGUGAGUGCCCAAGAGGACAGUGUGGUCAUCGGACACUAAUUCAUACUUCGAAAAGUGGUUCCAGGUGCCCAAGGAAGCAGCCCACUGUUAGCCUGGGGCCCUGGGCUUACCUAAGACAACACUGGAUAUUUAUUUGUAUACAGACCACAGGGGAAUGUCACUUUCUUCCCUAGACAGUGCGUGUUCUCCCCCAACUCUUCCCACAUCUGUAUUAGGAAACAUUAAUGGAGCUGUCCUUCGGGCUUUUUCAUGGAAGGCUUGGCGCAUGCGGCAUCACCCAGGCCGAGCGGUUUCUUCUCAGCAAGCCGGCUUCUAGCAGAGCAGGGAAAACGAGGCAUCUGAGUAGCCACGCAGUCUCUUUCAUCAUCUGCUUGUCAUCUGGAGCUGGCUGGAAACAACUGAGGAAACAUAGCCCGAGGCACCGUCAGGACCGGGGCAGGAAGGUGCUCCACAAACAUCCUCUCUUAUUACCCUUGUGGAAGGCUGCUGGCAGUUUUUCCUUUUUUCCCCCACUACCCUGCCCUUUUUAAUAAUUGUACAUAAUCAAUGUAUUUGUUUUACCUGCUCAUCUUCUAAACUGGGGAGCCCUGUAGUUCAUUCUCAUUGUUAGACUUUUGCCUCUUACAAGUGUACCCAACCUGCAAUAAACCCUUCUUGAGAAAAAAGUGAUGGGGGUGGGCAAAGGAUUGUGUGGUGGUGUUUGGCAAAGGAGGUGGGAUCAAAGCACACUUCCUUGGUCUAGGUUCCAUGUCUUUUUAUGAAGUCUUGGGUGAGGAGUGGGGAGGGAGAGUGAUACUUGGGGAGAGCACAUGAAAAUACAUCUCGGUCAAAGUGUAUUUGCUAAUAGGUGCACACACCUGCAGCAAAAGCUCAGGAAUAAAUAGGGGCUAUUACUGUACCGCAGAGGAAUCUUAUGGCAGGAGGGUCAGGCUUCCCAGGAAAUAGGGAGCAGGGUAGUGUCUCCAGUCUGUUCUGCUGUGGGUGCAUUUUGGCUCUUGGUUCUGGUCUCUUGUAACUCCUGCUUGCCUGUAGCUCUGGCAUAGCCUGGUGCUGCUCUGUCCCCAGCUUCUCAAGGCUGUCCAACUCCAGGCCUUGAGAUCAUCUGCUUCAGCUCUGGAUCCCUUAAUUCACAGUGCUGAAGGAAUGAGACCAUCCGACUGGCUCCAGCCAUGCGAUGAUUUCCCCCUGGGCUGGUGCUGACCGGUGAUUCAAUCCAGAGGCUGGUUACAGAAUGCAGAGUUUUCCUCCUGGGCCCACAGCUGCAGCAGGUAUAGGCUCCAGGAGGAGGGAGGUUUCAGAAAAGCUGUGAUAUACAGGUCUAGAGCGUUCUGCUUGUCUCUGGCCUCACGGAUGAGUUAAGGACCAGGCUUUGUCAUGGCUUCCAGUGGAAAUAUUUUUGUUAAUGAAAGGGAAGAGCUAAUGUAAAGGAAAGAGAACAUGGAAAUAGUGAUGGAGCAUGGCCUCUGGCAGCGAUCAGAGCCUGAAACUGGAGUCCCUCCCUGGAACUGAGGUAAAAAGGCAUUUGCUGACGACUUAAGAAAGUAUUUGCCAGGGCAGUGCUGGUCACUGGUGCUAAGGUAAAGGACCGUCUUCUGUCCAGCACGUGCCCCCAUCCUCUAUGCCACCCUCGGAUGGCUGGGAUAUGGUGGGGGAGGAUGGUCUGGAGACAGGAAGUAGCAUGAGCAUGUGGGGCAGCACAGCCUAGUGGCUCUUCUGUAGUUACACGAAUCCCACACACACCUGGAGCCGUGAUGUGUGGCUGUGAAGGAGCAAACCAAGCAGUUAGGAGGCGUAAUGCAAGUCACAGAAUGGGUGGGAGACAGAGUCACCAUGCAGUUUUAGGCUUUUCCAUCUCUGAAGCUGUGCCCUUUGGAGGAACCCUGUCCCAUGGGGGCAAAUCAAGGCCUAGGUGUGAAUGGUCAUCUAAGUAAUGAGCCUAAAUAAAGCCUUUGACACCACAA
This is a messenger RNA of Hyaena hyaena (striped hyena), 4917 nucleotides long. RefSeq names its product doublecortin like kinase 2 (gene DCLK2). The record is from RefSeq and is a predicted model, not a curated record. Lineage: Eukaryota; Metazoa; Chordata; Mammalia; Carnivora; Hyaenidae. Gene Ontology annotation, biological process: protein phosphorylation; intracellular signal transduction. The transcript has 17 exons. Gene Ontology annotation, molecular function: ATP binding; protein kinase activity. Bases 98 to 2449 code for a protein of 783 amino acids.